Molecule: messenger RNA, 1667 nt
Organism: Salvia splendens (bonfire salvia)
Lineage: Eukaryota; Viridiplantae; Streptophyta; Magnoliopsida; Lamiales; Lamiaceae
Product: alkane hydroxylase MAH1
Exons: 1
Coding region: 28-1533 (501 amino acids)
Molecular function (GO): heme binding; iron ion binding; monooxygenase activity
Source: RefSeq, a predicted model, not a curated record
GCUACUCACAACAUUUACCAUAUUAAGAUGGACAUUCAUGAUUACUACAAUCACCAAUACUUCCUCUUCCUCUUCCUCUUCCUCUUCCUCCUCCUCCUCGUCUACCUCUUCCGCCUAGCCGACAGGCGAGGGAAGAAACCGUGUGAGCCGACCAACUGGCCGGUCCUCGGCAUGCUCCCCGCCAUCAUCCUCAACCUCCACCGCGCCCACGACUACCUCACUCAGAUCCUUAACGACUGCGGCGGCACCUACUUGUUUAAGGGGCCUUCGCUGUGCAACAUCGACAUGCUCUUCACCUCCGACCCCGCCAACAUCCACCACGUUUUGAGUAGAAACUUCUCCAAUUAUCCAAAGGGCCCCGAGUUCCGCAUCAUCUUCGACAUCCUCGGCGACGGCAUCUUCAGCGCCGACUUCGAGCUCUGGGAGAUUCACCGCAAAACCACGCUGGCCCUGCUCACGCACGCCGGCUUCAACGCCCGCCUCGAGAGCACCGUCUGGGGCAAGGUGGAGACCGGCCUUUUCCCUGUUCUUGAUCACUUCUGCGGUGGAAUGGGGUUGGAUUUGGAUUUGCAGGAUGUUUUCCAGCGAUUCACUUUCGAUAACAUUUGCAAGCUUGUGCUGGAUCACGAUCCCUGCAGCUUGCGCGUCGACAUGCCUUACCUCCCCUGCGAGAAGGCCUUCAGUGACGUGGCGGAGCCGCUGCUGCACCGCCACGUCACCCCGCGGGGCGUGUGGAAGCUUCUGAGACUGCUGAACGUCGGCUCCGAAAGGAAGCUUUUGAAAUGUUCCAGAGCUUUUACUGAGUUCAUCUACCCGCACUUGAACAGCGGCGGCGGCGGCGCGUCUAUGCUGAGAGCGUUCGAGCGUGUUUACAGAGAGGAGGAGAUGGGGUCCACGGAUGGGCUGAGGGACUUCCUGAAGGACACCUCGCUGAACCUGAUGUUCGCAGGGAGGGACACGACGAGCACGUGCCUCACGUGGCUGUUCUGGCUCAUCGCGCAGAAUCCGGUUUCCGAGAGGAAGAUUCUAGAAGAAAUAGAGGACGAGUUUGGUAAGAAGUGUUUCACCACGCAGGACUCGCAGAAGCUGGUGUACCUGCACGGAGCGCUCUGCGAGUCGCUGAGGCUGUUUCCGCCGGUGGCGCUGGAGCACAAGGCGCCCGUGUCGCCUGACGUUCUACCGAGCGGGCAUUACCUCCCGCGCAACGGGAAGCUCAUCAUAUCGUUUUAUUCGGUGGGGAGAAUGGAGAGUGUUUGGGGGCAGGACUGCUUGGAAUUCAAGCCGGAGAGGUGGAUCACGAGGAAAGGAGGGGUGAGGCACGAGGCGUCUUACAAGUUUCCGGCGUUCAACGCGGGGCCAAGGACGUGCCUGGGGAAGGAGAUGGCGUUCGUACAGAUGAAGAUGGUGGCGGCGGCUAUUAUUUACCAUUACCAUGUUGAACUAGUUGAGGGACAUCCAGUUGUUCCUCGCGACUCCAUCAUACUUCAAGCCAAGCACGGACUCAAGGUGACCUUGUCUAAAAGAAAUUCAUAGUAAUUACUUAUACUACUCGUAAUCAGCAGUAGCACUUUGUUAUCUUAAUCUAAGUGUGACACCAUGUUUAACUCCUCCAAAGUUUGGUUUUAGACAGCCACCUUAAUCGUGAUUGCAUGUACAUAAGUCUGCCU